ACGCCUAUGUCAUCUUCAACAACACACUGCUGUGCUGACUAUUAUCAUCUUCCAUAUAAUUUUCUGUAUAUUUUAUUAACAUUGAAUUCAGUCUUCAUACCAGCAUGUCUUCAGAUGAUGUCUUUAUUAUUUCGUGUAGAGGUCCAAUACGGAACGCAAAUGACCACUGCUUAUAGAAUUUGCUCCCACACGGACACAUCUACCAUUCAUUAGCUACGUAGCGGCGAUGGCAUCUCUGAGGACGGCACUUCAUGGACGGUUCAUUCAAGCCGUCCCCUACUCUUUGGGGUCGUUGCGGUUUGCCAGCUCAUUCAAGGCCGCAGACCUCACUAUCGAGCGCAACACUGCCGGGAAGCCCAAGCCAGACCCCGCCUCCCUGGUGUUUGGCAAGCAGUUUUCAGACCACAUGCUGACCAUCUAUUGGUCAGAGAAAGAGGGCUGGAAGGUUCCCCAGAUCAAGCCCUUUCAGAACCUGUCGCUGCACCCUGCCACCUCUGCCCUGCACUACUCCAUAGAGCUGUUUGAGGGCAUGAAGGCGUUCAGAGGGGUGGACAACCACAUCCGUCUGUUCAGACCCAACCUGAACAUGGAGAGGAUGCACCGCACUGCAGACCGCAGCUGUCUCCCUUUGUUUGAUAAGGUGGAGCUGUUGGAGUGCAUCAGGAAGCUGGUGGAGGUGGACCAGGAGUGGGUCCCCUACUCCCUAGAUGCCAGCCUCUACAUCAGACCCACCUUCAUUGGGAUUGAGCCUUCCCUGGGUGUGUCGAGGGCCAGCCAAGCCCUACUAUUUUGCAUCGUGGGUCCUGUAGGGCCCUACUUUACCACAGGGGGCUUCAGCCCAGUCUCUCUGCUGGCAGACCCAAGCUAUGUCAGGGCCUGGAGAGGGGGGGUCGGAGCCUACAAGAUGGGGGGUAACUAUGGGCCUACUAUAGCAGUGCAGAAUGAGGCUAUAAAGCAGGGCUGUCAGCAGGUCCUGUGGCUGUAUGGAGAGAAGGAGGAGAUCACAGAGGUCGGCACUAUGAACCUCUUCAUCUACUGGACGAAUGAGGGAGGAGAGAGAGAGUUGCUGACUCCUCCUCUGGAUGGCAUCAUUCUCCCAGGAGUCACCAGACAGUCUCUGCUAGACCUGGCCAGAGAAUGGGGAGAGUUCAAAGUGACCGAGCGCACCAUGGGCAUGAAGGAGCUGCUCGGUGCUCUGGACUCAGGCAAGAUUACGGAGGUGUUUGGUGCCGGGACAGCCUGUGUCGUCUGUCCCGUCGGCAGCCUGCUCUACAAAGGGAAGACCUACCAAAUUCCUACAAUGCAGAAUGGUCCAGACCUGGCCAAGCGAUUCCACAAAGAGCUGACAGACAUGCAGUAUGGCCGGAAACAGAGUGACUGGGCACCACUGGUCGUUUAAUUGGUAGUUUGCACAUGCCAAUCAUAUCGCGACCAGUACCCCGCUCCAUCUUCAAGACCAGCAGCUUCAGCACAACCCAUAAUGCACUCCUUCUGAUAGGCUGGCUGACCGGCAGAGAUGAACAGGUCACGUCUGGAAUUCUUGGUGUUCCUGCGGGGACUUGUAAAGGGAUAGGGUUAGUCUGUCAUUCAAAUGUUGCAACUUGCAUGGAAUACCGACAGUUACACAAUACUGUAUAAGUAAUGCUGUGAAACGGCCGCAGCUUCGGUUCAACCAACCUAGUCUGUAUUUCUGUAUUAGGAACAAAGUCAGUCUUUUUCCUAUGCAGUCCUUUAUCAUACUGUAGCACAGGUUACAGAAGAAAUCGUCCCCCAAGCUUUUUAAUAAACACUACAUGAGAUGGUCUAUAGGGUUGUCCAUGCUAUUAGACACAAACUGAUGUAUUGUUGUAAUAGUUUAAAUAUGCAAUACGCACAACUAUUGUAGGGGAUUACUGUUAAGUUAUUGGUCACUUGCAAUAUGGGAAUAACGUUUUACAGGUACUUAAUAGGAACAAUUGAGUCUGUUAGACAUUUUCACUGGCUGACAUCAGGAAUGUGUUGACUGUACUGUUAUUGUUAAGUGACUGUAGGAACAGAUCAGAUCAAAACCAUGUCACAGGAUUUGUUACUUUCUAAAUGUCACUAUAUAACCUGAGGAAGUACAAUAUGAUUUAAAAUACGUUUUGUUGCUGUAGAACCCAUGUAUAUCAGGCCAGGAAUACAAAUGGUUAUACAUACCAUAUUGACACCAGAGGUGCUUUUCAACAAUCUCCUAGAAAUGAGUUUACACUGACCUUAGUUUGAUUUAAGUUAAGUGUUAAUGUGUGUGACUCAGCAGAAGAAAGUCAGUUAAGUGAUUGUGUGUCUUUCUGGAUUGGAAAGGUGCCACUAAGAAAGUGAUUUUGAAAAGAUUGAGAUUAAAAUGGAGAGGUACAAGUGAACUCAAGCAUGCACAAAGAGGUUUGCUAUAGCUACAUGAUAUACUUAAGCAAUAUGGCCCGAGUUGGCGAGGUAUAUGGCCAAUAUACCAUGGCUAAGGGCUGUUCAUAUGCGCAACGCAGUGCCUGGAUUCAGCCCUUAGUCGUGAUAUAUUGGCCAUAUACCAGAAACCCCUUUGUCUUAUUAAGCAAUAAGGCACGAGUGAGUGUGGUAUAUGGCCAAUAUACCACGGCUAAGGGCUGUUCUUAGGCACGACGCAUCGCGGAGUACCUGGACUCAACCCUUAGCCGUGUUAUAUUGGCCAUAUACCACAAACCCGAGGUGCCGUAUUGCUAUUAUAAACUGGUUACCAACUUAAUUAGAGCAGUAAAAAUACAUGUUUUGUCAUACCCGUGGUAUACGGUCUGAUAAACCACAGCUGUCAGCCAACCAGUUUAUAAUGUAGACUUCAGAGUACGAGAGAGACCAUGUUCAAUAGAUGCUGUAGACUGUCUUACUUCUGCACUAGGUUGUGUGUAAUCAUUAUGUAAACUUAAGGUAACAAUGAGUAGUUAUUUUGUCUGUGGGUUUUUCUUGUCAAUUGGAACAACUGUCUUACCAAUUAUUAACUUUAUGUCCUCACCCUGCUGCUUUCCUUUCUAUUAAUGUAUUUGACUCUUUCAAAUUGCUUGGUUUUCUCCAUUCCUCCCUAAGUGCCUGACCGGGUGUGUGGCCUGUCGUUGUCCUGUGGAUCUAACUUGUUUUUAGUAGUUGCACUAGGCUAUCCUGCUGGAUCUUUGUGUUUUUGUUGUGGGACAGUUACUAGAUUUUUACAAUAAACUCCAUCUGUGUUC
Messenger RNA from Salvelinus fontinalis (brook trout), 3212 nucleotides. Its product is annotated as branched-chain-amino-acid aminotransferase, cytosolic-like. NCBI's taxonomy places the organism in Eukaryota, Metazoa, Chordata, Actinopteri, Salmoniformes, Salmonidae. The transcript has 12 exons. Gene Ontology annotation, biological process: L-valine biosynthetic process; L-leucine biosynthetic process. The record is from RefSeq and is a predicted model, not a curated record. Gene Ontology annotation, cellular component: mitochondrion. Gene Ontology annotation, molecular function: branched-chain-amino-acid:2-oxoglutarate transaminase activity. Bases 227 to 1399 code for a protein of 390 amino acids.